Alternaria burnsii is the source of this 3786-nucleotide messenger RNA. RefSeq names its product alpha beta-hydrolase. The coding region runs from base 1 to 3786 and encodes 1261 amino acids. Lineage: Eukaryota; Fungi; Ascomycota; Dothideomycetes; Pleosporales; Pleosporaceae. Gene Ontology annotation, molecular function: serine-type peptidase activity. The record is from RefSeq and is a predicted model, not a curated record. The transcript is spliced from 4 exons. Gene Ontology annotation, biological process: proteolysis.
AUGGAAAACCUUGGGCGAGGUAUCGUCGCUGUUCGUGCCCAGAACGACAGCGCUUUCAUCAGCUGGCGACUACUUGGUCUUGAUCCAGAAGACAUCGCUUUCAAUAUCUAUCGCUCAACUGAUGGCGCCAACGCGACGAGGCUCAAUCCAGAGCCUGUUACUGGCGGCACAAACUAUCUCGACUCCGGACCUGAUCUCAGCCAAUCUAACGAAUACUGGGCUGAUACGAAGCAAGAGCCGCUUAUACGUGUUCCCAUCAGAUCAGGUGAUCAGAUCAAGUACGUGUGGGUUGGCGAUCUUGAUGGAAGCGGCGAGUACGGUUACCUUGUUGACAGACAUGGCGUUCAGCAAAGUUUUGAAGCCUAUCGCAGCAACGGUGAAUUCCUGUGGGAGGCGGGUAUGGGGCCAAAUAGCAAGAACCAGAACAACAUCGAGCCGGGAUCAGCAGCCAUUGACGUCGGUCAUUGGGAUGGCUUGACCGUGUACGAUCUCGACAGCGAUGGAUUCGCCGAAGUCAUCGUACGCAUAGCGAAUGGUGUUGUAUUUGGCGACGGGGCCAUAUUUGACGAAGGCAGCAACGACGAUGAGCAAUUCAUCGCUGUUCUAGACGGCCAAACAGGUGCUCUUCGCGCAUCAAUCUCUAUUCCAAAUGACUAUAUAGAGCACGGCCCUUUCGCCGCACGUUUGGGCAUCGGUUACCUCGACGGCACCACACCGCACAUUGUAGGCUUCAUGAAGAACCGCCGUGACGACAAAGUCUUCAACCGUAUCAUGGCCGCAUGGACCUUUGACGGCAUCAGACUCAACCAAAAAUGGAUCUGGGACGACCAGAACGCUGGAGCAGGAUCUGACGGACACAACACGCGCAUUCUUGAUGUCGACGGCGACGGCGUCGAUGAGGUUGGCGAGAUUAUGUUCCUCCUUGAAGGAAACGGAACCAUGCGCUACUCGCUCACAGACUCAGGUAUCGGGCACGGCGACCGCUGGCAAGUCGCCAAGAUCGAUCCAGAAAGAUCGGGUCUACAGGGUUAUGGCGUCCAGCAAGAUAACCCAUCCAAGUUGUGGGAGUACUACUACGACGCACGUACAGGCGAGGUACUAUGGAAGCACUACGGUGACGCUGUCGGAGAUAUUGGUCGAGGCAUGAUUGGCGAUAUCGAUCCUAAUCAUCCCGGCAUGGAGUCCUGGAGUGCAGGCGGAAACGGACUGUACAACGCGCCCAGCAACUCCAGCAUCACCAAUAGUAGCGAACUCGCUCCCUGGGCUCAUCUGGGUCUCUGGUGGGACGGUGACGACACAAUGGAGCUGUACAACGACGGCAAAGUGGAAAAAUGGAACCCAGAGGCUCCUACUACAUCUUCCUCGCUACCCCGCUUGUUCCGCAUCAGCGAUUACGGUGCAGUGAACCCUGGUGACCCCAAUCCAGCUUUUCUAGGCGACAUAUUUGGUGAUUGGAGGGAAGAGGUCGUCACAACGAAUGAGGAUAUGAGUGAGCUGAUUAUCUUUACCACUGAUCAGCCGACGAAAAGGAGACUGUACACACUGGCGCACAAUCCAAAUUACCGAAACGGUAUGACGCUGAAGGGCUAUCUGCAGAAUGCCCAUGUAGAUUACUUCAUUGGAAAUGGCAUGGAGACACCACCGCAGCCGAACAUUCGGUUUACCAUCAAAACUGAUCCUAGCUUGAGAUCGCCAGCAACCUACUCAAUACGCAUCUACACGCGGUUCAGGCGCCCAUCACGUGGCCGCGCGAGUUGCAGCCAGAAUUGUGCCUCGCCUUCCAGUCCCAGGGAUACGAGAAUGACAUGGUCUAGGACCAAAUGCCUAGGUACAGGUACGGCGCUCAUGGAGCGCAGCGAGCCGUGCCGUCUGUAUUCAGUCAUGCAGAUUUACAUUCGUUACAUGCAUAUUGCAUUUUCUUUGUUGUUAUCAUCUGUACCCCAGACCUCUGCCGCGCAAGAUGGCCUUCGUCCUGAGCGCGUGGCCUCGCCACAACUGAAGAACAUACAUGCCGAAGAUUUCGAAAGCCUUGACAAACGCCAGAGCAACGGGACUGAGAAUUCGCCUGUUUUCUUCAGAGACAACAAUGUCUGGUACCGGGAUUCGAAUGGGCGAGAGGUGCAAAUGUCGACAACAGGAACGGAAGAUAGUCCCUUCAGCAACAUAACGUACCCCUCACCGGGCAACGAAUUUGUCGUCGUAUUCCAAUCUACGCCCGCCCAGGAUCACAUAGUGUACGAAGUCGAGUCGAGCCCUUACGACCAGCUGCAACCCCGCUUGCAUCAAUUCCAGUACCUUAAGCCUGGUGACAAUGUGACCAUUGAUCGGCCUCGAAUGUUCGAUUUGACGAACAAACGCGAGGUUGCCACGGACAAUACGUUAUUCGAGAAUCCAUACCAGAUCUACUCACUGGAUGGUGGGUGGAACGUGGAAGGCACCGAAUUUCGCUUCAUUUACAAUCAACGGGGACAUCAGGUUGUGCGUAUAGUUGGCAUGAGUACUAACGGACGUGUGCGCGCCCUAGUAGAGGAGAAAAGCGAUACCUUUGUUGAUUAUUCACAAAAGCUCUACUACAAGGAGCUCAAGAGUUCAAAUUCAAGCGAGUUGAUUUGGGCCAGUGAGCGCGACGGUUGGAAUCAUCUCUAUCUGUACGACAUGGAAAGCGGGAAAGUGAAAAACCAGAUCACGGAAGGAGAAUGGGUUGUGCGCUCCGUGGACUACGUCGACGAGAUGAAACGACAAAUCUGGAUCAAGGUUCUUGGUGCUGUAUCUGGCCAGGAUCCCUACUACGCCCACCUAGCGCGAGUAAAUUUCGAUGGUUCAGAUUUCAAGAUCUUGACCGAAGGCGACGGCGACCAUUCCUGGUCAUUCAACGACGACAGAUCGACCUUUACAGAUACAUGGUCUCGCAUGGAUAUGGCCGAGAAGACCGUCACGCGUGACGCCGAGACUGGAAACAAGACCGCCGAUGUUUACGAAGGCAAUCUUGACUCUCUCCUCUGGCCCAUACCCGAGCGCUUUGCAGCCCCAGGCAGGGACAACUCUACCCUGAUCUACGGCCUUGUUUUCCGCCCUUACCAAAUGGACAACAGCACGAAGUACCCCGUUAUCGAGAAGAUCUACGCUGGACCACAUGACUUCUUUGUACCAAAAGCGUACAUGAGCCACGACGAAGCCCAUCGGAUUGCAAACCAGGGUUUUGUUGUCGUCCUCAUCGACGGCAUGGGCACCAACUGGCGCUCCAAGGCUUUCCAUAACGUAUGCCACAAGAAUCUCAAAGACGCAGGAUUCCCCGAUCGGAUUGCAUGGAUGAAGGCGGCCGCUUCAACCCGCCCUUGGAUGGAUAUCAGCCGCGUUGGAGUAUAUGGAGGUUCCGCUGGCGGUCAGAAUGCUAUGAGUGCUCUUCUCUUUCAUAACGAUUUCUACAGCGUCGCUGCAGCAGAUUGCGGAUGUCAUGAUAAUCGCAUGGACAAGUUGUGGUGGAACGAGGCAUGGAUGGGGUACCCCGUCGACCAGAGCUACGAAGAUAGCUCCAAUGUUGUGAAUGCAGGAAAGCUAAAAGGCAGCCUGCUACUUACUGUUGGCGAGCUGGAUACGAACGUCGAUCCGGCAAGCACGAUGCAGGUUGUCAACGCGCUCACCCAAGCAGACAAAGAUUUCGACUUGGUGGUUAUUCCGGGAGGCGAGCAUGGAGUCGCAACCACGAAUUCAUAUGCGUUGCGAAGGACCAAGGAUUUCUUGUACCGGAAGUUGAAGGGCACAGAGCCACCGAAGUCUUGGUUCUAG